AUGGCGUCCAAAAGUAAGACGGAGAAGGACGCACCCAUCUCCGGCGUUGGCAUGCCGGAGCAGUCUUUAAGUGUUGUCAACAUACCCGCAACGAAAGAUACAGACAACAAGAGUGAUCAAGAUGGGGACAAUGGCAGUGCUUACAUCCGCAUCUUUCGCUAUGGUGGCCGUUUGGAGUAUACCCUCCAGGUAAUUGCUGCUGUGGCUGCCGUCGCGUCUGGAGCCGGAAUUGCCCUCCAGAAUCUUAUCUUUGGCGAAUUUGUUACCGUGAUUACGGACUUUGUCUCUAGUAAUAGUGAGAGAGACAAAUUCAUGGCUGAUGUGGCCCAGCUAGCUCUCUACUUUUUGUACCUUGGAAUCGCCCGAUUUGUUCUGUCUUAUGUGUACAAUUUCCUCUUGACAUUUUCGGCUUAUCGAAUCGUCCGCAACAUCCGGCAUGAGUACCUCAAGGCGGCUCUCAGCCAGGACAUCGCCUACUUUGACCUUGGUGAAGGCGGCUCCAUUGCCGCACAAGCCACGUCGAACGGUCGCCUCAUUCAGGGCGGCAUUUCGGAGAAGCUGGGCCUGACCUUCCAGGGACUGGCAGCCUUUGUCACUGCCUUCAUUGUCGCCUUCGUCACCCACUGGAAGCUUACGCUCAUCACUCUCUGCAUUGCUCCGGCGACCAUCUCGGUCAUGGCUGUAGUUGGCUUUCUUGAGGCUGGCUACGAGACCAAGAUCCUGGAAGUCCAUGCGCAGGGCAACGCCUUUGCCGAAGGCGUGCUUGCCAGCGCUCAGACUGUUCAUGCUUUCGGCAUGAGAGAACGACUCGUCGCCAAGUUUGACGAAUACUUGUGCCAGGCCGAUCGCUGGGGCAAGAAGAUCUCGCCCCUUCUGGGCCUUCUCUUCUCCGCCGAGUACACCAUCAUCUACAUGGGCUUUGGCCUUGCCUUCUGGCAAGGUGUGCGCAUGUUAGCAAGGGGCGAAAUUGAUUCGCCCGGGGACAUCUUCACCGUCAUCAUGUCAGUGGUCAUCGGCUCGCUGCAGAUCACCAUGCUUGCCCCCUACUCGAUAGAAUUCACUCGUGCCACCACAGCCGCGAGCCAGCUCUUCAAGCUCAUCGACCGGAAAUCCGAAAUUGACCCUUUCGAUCAAGAAGGGGAUAAACCGUUGGAUAUCGCAGGACUUGUCGAGCUGGAAAGCGUCACCUUUUCUUACCCCACACGUCCGGGUAUUACAGUGUUGGACAACUUUUCUCUAACCGUCCCAGCCGGCAAGGUCACUGCUUUGGUGGGUCCAAGCGGUUCCGGAAAGAGUACCAUUGUUGGCCUUAUCGAGAGGUGGUACAAUCCCUCUUCUGGAACCAUCAAGCUUGACGGACGGCCGAUCGACAAGCUCAACCUGGGUUGGCUGCGCAGGAAUGUUCGCCUUGUCCAGCAGGAACCAGUGCUAUUCCAAGGAUCUGUUUUCGACAACAUUGCCUAUGGCCUUGUCGGCACGCCCUGGGAGCAUGCUUCGAAGGCAGAGCAAAUGGUUCAUGUCCAGGAGGCUGCUAAGAUCGCGUUUGCUCAUGAUUUCAUCAUGGAUUUACCUCAAGGAUAUGAUACGGAUAUCGGCCAGCGUGGCAGUCUGUUAUCUGGUGGACAGAAACAGCGCAUCGCCAUCGCCCGCAGCAUCGUUUCGCACCCCAAGGUCCUCCUAUUGGAUGAAGCCACGAGUGCUUUAGACCCUCACGCUGAAGGAGUGGUGCAGCAGGCUUUGGAUAGGGCGUCAGAGGGCAGAACGACCAUUGUAAUUGCUCAUAAAUUGGCCACAAUCCGGAAAGCUCACAACAUCGUCGUCAUGUCUAAAGGCCGUAUCGUCGAGCAAGGCACCCACGAAGAACUCAUCGCGCGCGACGGCACAUAUGCUCGUCUCGUUCGGAUCCAAGACCUGUCCGUCAAGAGUAGUGGUGGCGAAUCGACAUCGGACAGUGAUCAAGACGAGGAGGGCACGGGCGAUGGGGGUGCGCAAACGGUGGAGAUGACCAAAACGCUGACUCGAUAUGCCACGGAGGACCGCGCUCACAUGGAAGCUCAGCGAGAUCGUGACGACUUCAAGAACUACAAACCACUUGGUCUGCUAGCCGUGAUCGCCCGCCUUGUAAGAGAGACCCCUGAGCUCGCGUGGUGGUACCUUGUAGUGUUGGUUUCUUGCGUUGUUGGUGCUGCUUUCUUCCCUGCUCAGGCUGUCUUGCUGUCCCGCGUCAUGGACGUUUUCACCCUGGAAGGGGAUGCCAUGGUCAACCGCGGCAACUUUUUUGCUUUGAUGUUUGUCAUCAUGGCUGCAGCAGCCUUGGUUUGCUAUUUUACCAUGGGCUGGGCAGUGUCCACAAUCGCACAGACUCUGUCGCACAAACUGAGACGUCAAAGCUUCAAUAACAUCCUCCGUCAGGACCUCCAGUUCUUUGAUCGACCCGAAAACACCACAGGCGCUCUUGUCAGCCGAAUUGAUAGCUAUCCGCAAAGUGUCUUUGAGCUGAUGGGUGUGAACGUUGGUCUCAUCCUUAUCGCCAUCUUCAACGUUGCGGCUUGCAGUAUUCUGGGGAUUGCAUACAGCUGGAAGCUUGGUUUGGCUGUCGUCUUCGGUGGGCUUCCUCCAAUGCUCGCAGCCGGAUGGCUCAAGAUUCGCUUGGAUAUGAAGCUAGACAGCAACAUCUCGAAGCGCAACUCUGGAAGCGCUUCAAUUGCCUCCGAGGCCAUCACUGCCAUCCGCACGGUCUCCUCGCUAGCCAUCGAGGGCCACGUGCUUGAUCGUUACACCACAGAACUUAAUCACGCCGUAAAUGGGAGCGUUAAGCCACUUGCGGGUGUCAUGAUCUGCUUCGCCUUCACGCAAGCAAUCGAGUAUUGGUUCAUGGCUCUUGGCUUUUGGUACGGCUGUCGGCUUAUUGCCUUAAACCAAAUAACUCUCUACAAGUUCUUCGUCGCCUUUAUGGGCAUUACCAAGGGAAAGAACGGCGCAAAUUACAUCUUUUGGCUGUCCGAGCUGCAGCCCACUAUUCGGGAAACGGAAGAAAACCGUGAUAAGGAACCGAAAUCCGGUGGUCCAAUUGAGCUUGACAACGUCCGGUUUUCGUAUCCCACAAGGCCCGAUUCGGUCGUCCUUCGCGGGAUUCAAAAGGGCCAAUUCGUCGCCGUUGUCGGAGCUUCUGGCUGUGGCAAGUCAACUAUCGUGUCGCUUCUCGAGCGCUUUUACGAUCCUUCCACUGGCGAGAUCCAUAUCGACGGAGACGUGCUGAGUGAGCUAAACCCCCGCCACUAUCGCCGUAUUGUCUCCCUUGUCCAGCAGGAGCCAACGCUCUUCCAAGGAUCCAUUCGCGAGAACAUUGCUCUUGGCGUUGACGAUCACGGUUUAGUCGAUGUGUCUGUUCCGGAUUCCCAAAUUGAGGCCGCCCUCAGGGCCGCCAAUGCCUGGGAUUUCGUUUCCUCGCUGCCCGAUGGCUUGUCCACGGCGGCAGGACCCAAUGGCACACAGCUGUCAGGAGGGCAGCGGCAACGCAUCGCAAUUGCCCGUGCUUUGGCCCGCAACCCAGAGAUCUUGCUGCUUGACGAGGCCACCAGUGCUCUGGAUACAGAGAGCGAGAAGAUUGUGCAAAGUGCCCUCGCUGAAGCUGCCAAAAAAGGGGACCGUAUCACUGUCGCUGUGGCCCACCGCCUAUCCACGAUCAAAAAUGCCGAUGUCAUCUGUGUGUUCUACGGCGGUAAGAUCGUCGAGAAGGGCACUCAUGAGGAGCUAAUCGCCCUAAAUGGGCUGUACCGGAAGAUGUGUGAGGCUCAGAAUUUGGAUUGA
Thermochaetoides thermophila DSM 1495 is the source of this 3810-nucleotide messenger RNA. RefSeq lists its product as uncharacterized. The record is from RefSeq and is a predicted model, not a curated record. Gene Ontology annotation, cellular component: membrane. The transcript has 10 exons. Gene Ontology annotation, biological process: transmembrane transport. Lineage: Eukaryota; Fungi; Ascomycota; Sordariomycetes; Sordariales; Chaetomiaceae. Gene Ontology annotation, molecular function: ABC-type transporter activity; ATP binding; ATP hydrolysis activity. Bases 1 to 3810 code for a protein of 1269 amino acids.